AUGGGGAAGAAGGGCAAGGCGGCGGCGAGGGAGCGGCGGGAGCAGCGGCGGCAGGAGGUCACCCUACUCCGCUCCGUCCCAUACGAGCCCGGCCAGCGGUGGUGGGACGGCCUCGCGCCUGCGCGCGCCGUGGCGGUGGUGACGGGGGCCAACCGCGGCAUAGGCUACGAGAUCUCCCGCCAGCUCGCCCACCACGGCCUCCACGUCGUCCUCGCCUCGCGCGACGCGGCGCGCGGCCAGGAAGCCGCAGAGAGGCUCCUCCGGGAAGGGGCGGCGGCGGGCGACGCGAGCGUGGACGUGGAGUGGCGGCAGCUCGACGUGACGGACGCCGCGUCCGUGGAGGCCUUCGCGGCCUGGACGGCGCGGACCCACGGCGGCAUCAAUAUCCUUGUUAACAAUGCAGGUGUCAACUUCAACAGAGGAGCAGAUAACUCUGUUGAAUUUGCUGACCAAGUUAUCGAGACAAAUUAUUUUGGUACAAAACGGAUGAUUGAAGCCAUGAUGCCAUUAUUCAAACCUUGUCCGUAUGGUGGCCGUAUAGUGAAUGUGAGCUCAAGGCUUGGUAGGGCCGAUGGCAGACGCAAUAGAAUUGGUGAUGCAAGCCUAAGAGAGCAACUAUUAAGCGAUGAUCGUUUGUCUGAGGAGUUGAUUGAUGGGAUGGUCAUGAAAUUCCUUGAACAAGUGAAGCAAGAUACUUGGUCCUCCAUCGAGUGGCCUCAAAUGUACACGGACUAUUCCGUCUCAAAGCUCGCUGUAAAUGCAUAUACAAGAUUCGUGGCAAGGAGGCUUUUGGACAGGCCUGAAGGCCACAAGAUUUACAUCAACUGCUUCUGUCCUGGCUGGGUAAAGACAGCUAUGACUGGUUGGGAAGGGAAUAUUUCAGCUGAAGAAGGUGCUGAUACUGCAGUUUGGAUCGCCCUAUUACCCCAGGAACAGUCUACUAUUGGCAAGUUCUUUGCCGAGAGACGUGAGAUGAACUUCUGAGGUGACUAGUUUUUACCUCAUUAUACUCACAGCUACAGGUAGGCAUUUUCCAUAGUUUGCCGCAGGCUACAAGUAGAGAAAGCCACGACUUGUAUGU
Messenger RNA from Lolium rigidum, 1081 nucleotides. RefSeq names its product carbonyl reductase [NADPH] 1-like. Gene Ontology annotation, cellular component: membrane. The transcript has 3 exons. The record is from RefSeq and is a predicted model, not a curated record. NCBI's taxonomy places the organism in Eukaryota, Viridiplantae, Streptophyta, Magnoliopsida, Poales, Poaceae. Gene Ontology annotation, molecular function: oxidoreductase activity, acting on the CH-OH group of donors, NAD or NADP as acceptor. Bases 1 to 984 code for a protein of 327 amino acids.